AUGACAAUCAGCAUGCAGGACCUUGUCUUGAACUGGAGUGUCUCGCAUCUCGUAGCUUGUGUGGCUGGGGUGAUUGUGAUACGUGUGCUAUUCAGAAAGUACGCAACAGCAAUCAGGGACGUCCCCGGCCCAUUUUGGGCAUCUUUUUCCAGUCUCUGGCGCGUAUAUCGCACGUGCAAGGGUCACAUUGAAAAUGAUAUCCUCGAUUUACAUCGAAGACAUGAAGGCUUCUUUGUUCGAAUUGCAGACAACGAAGUGAGCGUGUCUCACCCGGACGCAGUCAAACAGCUUCUCCAUACGAACUUGGAAAAGGGCACCUUCUACUCGAUUUUUAGUCUGCCGGAUUAUCGCUACGUCAAUCAGAUGUCAGAGCUAGAUCCCACACGACACAUCCACAAAAAGCGUAGCCUGGCAGCAGGAUUCUCGAUCACGAAUAUUGCAAAGGCUGAGCCGUAUAUUGACAAUGUCCUGAGUCUUCUCAGGACACGAUUCGACGAGCUCUGCAAAUCUGGAGCCCCGGUGGAGUUCCAGAACUGGUUCAGCUACUAUGCCUUUGACGUUCUCGGAGAAGUCACAUUUUCCAAAUCCUUUGGAUUUGUCGAGUCUGGAAGCGACAUUCGUAAUGCAAUUGCCAACACAGGGGCGUUGGUCUAUUACAUCGCUCUCAUGGGCAAUUACAUUUGGUUCCAUAAUUUGACCCUGGGUAACCCAUUAUUCAGCUGGCUGGGUCUCCAGCCAAACUCUCACAUCUUCGACACCUGCUUGAUUGCGGUAGAUGAUCGAAAGAACAAUCCCAAAGUUCGCCAUGACAUGAUGCAGCGCUGGCUCGAUACCCGUGCAGCAUAUCCUAAUCGCCUGUCGGAACGAGACGUGUUUGCAGCCGCCGUUGCGAAUAUCGGAGCCGGCGCCGAGACUGUCAGCACAGCUGCACAAACAGUGCUGUACAACUUACUGCGCAACCCGCAUCUUUUGAAACGCGCUCGACAAGAGAUCGACGAAGCUCAGUCUCGGGGCGAGCUCUCGUCCCUGAUACAGUACAACGAGGCAUCACAAUUGCCCUUCUUGCAGGCCUGCUUAAAAGAGGCCUACCGAACACACCCCGGUGUCGCCUAUAAUCUUCCCCGCAUCUCACCAAAGGGUGGUAUUACCAUCGCCGGAAGAUAUUUCCCUGCAGGGGUGAUCCUGAGUGUCAAUCCGUGGGUGAUCCACCGCAAUGCCGAGAUUUUCGGAGCCGACGCCGAGACCUACAAUCCCGAUCGCUGGCUUCGAGAGGAUACGAAAACCAUGGACGCAUAUUUGAUUCACUGGGGAGCAGGAUACAAUUCAUGUCCCGGUCGGAAUCUCGCCCAAUUCGAGCUUCUCAAGGUUCUCGCAACGGUAUUGCGAGACUACGAGGUUGAAUUGUUGGAGUCGCAUAAAGAUUGGGAAUACAAGACACGUUUCCUCGCUGUUCCUUAUGGGUGGCCAUGCAGGAUCCGCCGCCGUCAGACGAAGACGGCAUGA
Penicillium diatomitis is the source of this 1503-nucleotide messenger RNA. RefSeq names its product cytochrome P450. The transcript has 6 exons. Bases 1 to 1503 code for a protein of 500 amino acids. Gene Ontology annotation, molecular function: monooxygenase activity; heme binding; oxidoreductase activity, acting on paired donors, with incorporation or reduction of molecular oxygen. Lineage: Eukaryota; Fungi; Ascomycota; Eurotiomycetes; Eurotiales; Aspergillaceae. The record is from RefSeq and is a predicted model, not a curated record.